AUGGAUCUCCAGAAAGUCCUGGAAAAAUGCGGUAACUUUGGCCCCUAUCAAAUACUCCUGCUGGGUCUCUUCGGAUACACGAACAUUGUGUCCUCGCUGCACUACUUUUCGCAGACCAUCAUUAGUUUCACGCCCCCGCACAGCUGUUCCGCGCCAGUAGAAGGAUAUUCACAACAUUUCACUGAGCGGUUGUCCUGUAGUGUCAUCCAGUACGAUGUCGACAACUCCUCCUUCCGGGAGUCCAAGUGCACCUCCUGGGACUUCGAAAAGGAAAGCAACUACGAGAGUGUAACCACCGAGCUCAAGUGGGUCUGCGAAGAUGCCUACAAGCUGGCAGUGGGCCAGUCCUUCUUCUUCAUUGGCUCCGCCCUGGGAAGCAUAUUCUUCGGAUACUUGGCCGACCGCAUAGGACGUCUCCCUGCCUGCGUUCUGUCCACCUUAACAGGAGCCUCCGGGGACUUCUUCACCUCCUUCGUGGGAAGUCUGCCCUGGUUCUCGUUCACCCGGUUUGUGUCCGGCCUGUCCAUGGACACCCAGUAUGUGCUGAUGUACAUUUUGGUUUUCGAGUACUUGAGUCCACAGCACCGCACCUUUGGGCUGAACAUCAUCUUGGGCGUCUUCUAUUGCGUUGGGCUGAUGAUAUCUCCCUGGAUAGCCAUUUGGAUGUCCAACUGGCGGCUUUACCUCUGGGCUGCAUCACUUCCGGCGCUGGGAAUGCUACUAUUCCCCGUGUUUCUCCAUGAGAGCGCCGAGUGGCUACUAACGAAGGGAAAGUUUGAUAAGGCAGUUAGGAGUCUUCGAGGCGUCGCCAAGUUCAAUGGACGAGAAGUGAAUGACUCUGUUUUCGACGAGUUCGUGAAGCACUACCGCGAAAAGCUAAACAGCUUGCAGGAUAAAUCUUCGGACACCUUCAUGGGUAUGUUGAGGACUCCAAGACUGAGAAAGUUUACCAUUAUUCUAUUGAUCAAAUCAAUGAUCAUUACGAUUGCAUUCGACAUCCUGAGUCGCAAUGUUGAGGGCGUGGGCAUAUCCCCCUUCAAGCUGUUCUCCUACUCUGGAUUCUGUUACCUGCCUGCCGGUCUCACCAUCAUCCUAUUCCAGAACAAAAUCGGGCGAAAGGGCAUGGCCUGCGCCUCUCUGUUUGUGGGUGCCAUUAUCACGGCGGCUACUGGCUACUUGGUGGCCACCCUGGAUCCGGCAGAGUACUCCAUACUUCUGGGAUUCAUGGUCAGUCUGGGCAGAUACGGGGCAGUGGUGGCCUACGACGCGGAGGCCCAGUACGCGGCGGAGAUUAUUCCAACCAGUGUUAAGGGGCGAGGAGUGGCCAACAUCCAUGUGGUGGGCAAUGCCUUCGCCUUCUUCAGCUCCUACAUCAUCUACUUGGGCACUUUUUACAAGCCACUGCCUUCGCUUCUGAUCAGCUUCGUUUUGCUACUCGGCGCUUGUUUGUGCCUUUGUCUGCCGGAGACUUUGCACAAAAAUCUUCCGCAGAAUCUCGAGGAGGGCGAAGUAUUUGCGAAAGGCGAGAAAUGGUACUUCUUUCCCUGCUUUUCACGCAGGCAGAAAACUCAUAAGUCUGCAUCUCAAUUGGAGUCAUCCGACACUAUUAAAGAUUAGUUUUAAGUUGUUAAUGUUAUUCAAAAUACCAAUACAGUUUACAAAUAAUAUCAAAA
Molecule: messenger RNA, 1673 nt
Organism: Drosophila erecta
Lineage: Eukaryota; Metazoa; Arthropoda; Insecta; Diptera; Drosophilidae
Product: organic cation transporter protein
Exons: 6
Coding region: 1-1617 (538 amino acids)
Biological process (GO): transmembrane transport
Molecular function (GO): transmembrane transporter activity
Source: RefSeq, a predicted model, not a curated record